CACCGGCUGCCCGCCGCCGCCGCUCCUGCUCGCGCCGGCUCUGCACGAGAGCCUGCCCAGCACGGGAGCCUGCCCGCCGUCGCCUGCUUUGUGCUUCCCCAUGAAGAUGGGAGCGACCUCUUCCUAAUCGGGAGCUAUUUAAAAGGAGGGAGUGUGCCGUUUUUCCUACUAGCGUGGAGGAACGGGGGGAAGAUCCAUCCACACUCCCCCAAACCAGUAGGUUGGGACAGUUGGAAGUCUGCCGUUGUGCAACAUGCUGCGAGUAAGUCUCUCAUCCACCUUUUCGCUGGGAUUUCACCUGUUAGCCAUCAUGGCUGUCUUAUUUUCCUAUGUGGACCAUAUAAGCGCUGAGACAGAGAUGGAAGGAGAAGGCAAUGAAACUGGCGAGUGUACUGGCUCCUAUUACUGUAAGAAAGGGGUGAUUUUACCCAUUUGGGAGCCCCAAGACCCUUCCUUUGGGGACAAAAUUGCUAGAGCUACUGUGUAUUUUGUGGCCAUGGUCUACAUGUUUCUCGGAGUCUCUAUCAUUGCCGACCGGUUCAUGUCCUCUAUAGAAGUCAUCACAUCUCAAGAAAAAGAAAUAACCAUAAAAAAGCCCAAUGGAGAGACCACCAAGACAACUGUGAGGAUCUGGAAUGAGACGGUUUCCAACCUGACCUUGAUGGCCCUGGGAUCUUCCGCUCCAGAGAUUCUCCUCUCGGUCAUUGAAGUGUGUGGCCAUAACUUCACCGCAGGAGACCUGGGUCCUAGCACCAUUGUGGGAAGUGCUGCAUUCAAUAUGUUCAUCAUCAUCGCACUUUGUGUUUACGUGGUCCCAGAUGGAGAGACAAGGAAGAUUAAGCAUCUGCGUGUGUUCUUUGUGACGGCAGCCUGGAGCAUCUUUGCCUAUACCUGGCUUUACAUUAUUUUGUCUGUCAUCUCUCCUGGGGUCGUGGAGGUCUGGGAAGGUUUACUGACUUUCUUCUUCUUUCCCAUCUGUGUUGUGUUUGCUUGGGUGGCAGACAGGAGGCUUCUGUUUUACAAGUAUGUCUACAAGAGGUACCGGGCUGGCAAGCAGAGGGGAAUGAUUAUUGAACAUGAAGGAGACAGGCCAUCUUCCAAGACUGAAAUUGAAAUGGAUGGGAAAGUGGUCAAUUCCCAUGUUGACAAUUUCUUAGAUGGCGCUCUGGUUCUGGAGGUCGAUGAGAGGGACCAGGACGAUGAAGAGGCUAGGCGAGAAAUGGCUAGGAUUCUGAAGGAACUCAAGCAGAAGCAUCCAGAGAAAGAAAUAGAGCAAUUAAUAGAAUUAGCUAACUACCAAGUCCUGAGUCAGCAGCAAAAGAGUCGCGCAUUUUACCGCAUUCAAGCCACUCGUCUGAUGACGGGAGCUGGCAACAUUUUAAAGAGGCAUGCAGCCGACCAAGCAAGGAAGGCUGUCAGCAUGCAUGAGGUCAACACUGAAGUGGCUGAAAAUGACCCUGUCAGUAAGAUCUUCUUUGAACAAGGGACAUAUCAGUGUCUGGAGAACUGUGGGACUGUAGCCCUGACCAUUAUCCGCAGAGGCGGGGAUUUGACCAACACCGUGUUUGUGGACUUCAGAACCGAGGACGGUACAGCCAAUGCUGGGUCUGAUUAUGAAUUUACUGAAGGAACUGUGGUCUUUAAGCCUGGCGAGACCCAGAAGGAAAUCAGAGUUGGCAUCAUCGAUGAUGAUAUCUUUGAGGAGGAUGAAAAUUUCCUCGUGCAUCUCAGUAAUGUCAAAGUGUCUUCGGAAGCUUCAGAAGAUGGCAUCCUGGAAGCCAACCAUGUUUCUACCCUCGCUUGCCUCGGCUCUCCCUCCACAGCCACCGUGACUAUUUUUGAUGAUGACCACGCAGGCAUCUUUACUUUCGAGGAGCCCGUGACCCAUGUGAGUGAGAGCAUCGGCAUCAUGGAGGUGAAAGUGCUGAGAACAUCUGGAGCUCGAGGAAAUGUUAUUGUUCCCUAUAAAACCAUUGAAGGGACAGCCAGAGGUGGAGGAGAGGACUUUGAGGACACUUGUGGAGAGCUCGAAUUCCAGAACGAUGAAAUUGUCAAAACAAUAUCAGUCAAGGUAAUUGAUGAUGAGGAGUAUGAGAAAAACAAGACCUUCUUCCUUGAGAUUGGAGAGCCCCGCCUGGUGGAGAUGAGUGAGAAGAAAGCCCUGUUAUUGAAUGAGCUUGGUGGCUUCACAAUAACAGAGGAAUGUGACGACAAGCAGCCGCUGACCAGCAAGGAGGAAGAGGAGAGGCGCAUUGCAGAAAUGGGGCGCCCCAUUCUGGGAGAGCACACCAAGCUGGAAGUGAUCAUUGAAGAAUCCUAUGAAUUCAAGAGUACCGUGGACAAACUUAUUAAGAAGACAAACCUAGCCCUUGUGGUUGGGACAAACAGCUGGAGAGAGCAGUUUAUUGAAGCUAUCACCGUCAGCGCUGGGGAAGACGAUGACGAUGACGAGUGUGGGGAGGAGAAGCUGCCCUCCUGUUUCGAUUAUGUGAUGCACUUUCUGACUGUGUUCUGGAAGGUCCUCUUUGCCUUCGUGCCCCCUACAGAAUACUGGAAUGGCUGGGCAUGUUUCAUUGUCUCCAUCCUCAUGAUUGGCAUACUGACAGCUUUCAUUGGCGACCUGGCUUCCCACUUUGGCUGCACCAUUGGCCUGAAAGAUUCUGUGACUGCGGUGGUGUUCGUCGCACUUGGAACUUCAGUACCAGACACAUUUGCAAGCAAAGUGGCUGCUACCCAGGACCAGUAUGCAGACGCGUCCAUUGGUAACGUCACUGGCAGCAAUGCGGUGAAUGUCUUCCUGGGAAUUGGUGUGGCCUGGUCCAUCGCUGCCAUCUACCACGCGGCCAAUGGGGAACAGUUCAAAGUGUCCCCUGGCACGCUAGCUUUCUCUGUCACUCUCUUCACCAUUUUUGCUUUCAUCAAUGUGGGGGUGCUGCUGUAUCGGCGGAGGCCAGAAAUCGGAGGUGAGCUGGGUGGGCCCCGGACUGCCAAGCUCCUCACAUCCUGCCUCUUUGUGCUCCUGUGGCUCUUGUACAUUUUCUUCUCCUCCCUGGAGGCCUACUGCCACAUAAAAGGCUUCUAAAGGAACAAUCAGAUAUAGUAAAUUUAUAUAUAUAUGCAUAUAUAUACAUAAAAAAUUAUGUACAAUGAACAGAGAAAACUGACAUUUGUCAUGUUCACUUACCUGCUGAUGGAAUCCAGCUUCAAGAGCAUACUUACUAGGGCUGAAGUGAGAAACCAUCACCUCCCAUUCCCAGGGGCAUCGUCACAUUGAACAAGACAUGGAGGCAGGGCCAUCUCUGCAGCUCGGCCUAGAAGGGCUGUGUUCUCUCCAGGUUCAUAAAUCGUUAAGUCUUUGAUUUGUUUUCUGUUCUGGCUUGUUUUUGAUGGGGGUUGGGAGGUGGUUGAUGUUUGCCUUUUAUUUUGUUUUAUUUUUGUUUUGUUCUGUUGGGAAGAGCGGGGUUUUUGCUUCUCUAGUGAGAGGUGAUGACCAAUCUAAAUGCAGAUGGAUUUUCGGUAAAUAUUUAAGUCAUUAAGAUUACUCUCCUUCCCCCAAACACUUUUAAAAAGUUAUUUUGGAUUAAGAAAGGAUAUGGGCACAGAAGAAGAAAGAAGCAUGUCUUCACUAUGUUACUAAAUCCAAGCUUAUCUCUGGAACGUGAGCAGAGGUGAAGCUGUCUCCAAGAAGCAGCGUGGGAGCUGGAAUGGAGCCAGGAAAAUUGAUGGUUCUAGAUACCAUCUGAUAUUUAAAGAUAUGAUGCCUGGCACUCUUGUUCAACAGGUACAGGAAUAACGUGCCUGGAUUCCCAGGAACAUGCAAAAUCCUUCAUUUCUUAUCUCUUUAGCUCUGGAUUGUGAUCAGCAAGGCCCUUAUUCUGGUGUUCCAGCCCAGCUAACUCCCCCCGCCCCCCCUCCCCUCCCCUCUCCUCCUGCCCACUAGUCCUCAUGCAAACAGGAAGAAUCACCCCAUUGAAAAAGCAUAUCAUCUUUUUCCAUUUGCAUCAAUAUGUGUCCCAGUCCCACGUUGCCGUUGCCUGGGAUCAUCUAUUAGUUUUAUUUUCACAAGCAUCCAUGGCUUGCACAAUCCUGUUUCGGUCAUGACUGAACAUUUGCUCCUUCUUCAUGUGCCUGUUUGGGAAUGUUGUUGUGAUACCUGUUACACAGUGCAUGGAAGAAAACAAAUAAAACAAAACAAAGCGUUAUCUGUAUAUAGUAGAGUAUAGCAUAUACUGUUCUCCCAUUCAGCAAUGUUAAUUGGACAUUGAAGACCUAAGUGAGUUUUCUUUUCACCUGAGUUGUAACUUUUGUGUUAUUAUUGAGUUCAUGACUAGGGAUAAAAGGAGAAAAUGGCUUAUUGUUCGUGGAGCUGCACAUUUAUUUCUAAGAAGCAAUAACUGUCACAUGGGAAGUUAAAGCUAUUGAGAGGACAGCAGGCAAACUUCAAAGUAACUUACGGAAAAUUAGCCAUGUGGAACACACCAAAGGCCUCUAAAAAUCACCUGUUGAUUCAGGAAGGCCAAGGAGAAAGGUGUAGAGAAGUGGAUGCAUCAGACGUGCCUGGGCUUUGAGAGCCUCCAUUUUCACAACACCCUGCCCCUAAAGUAUUUAUUUUCACAUCUGCUCUGUCUGGCACAGAUGGUAGAUAGUGCUGGUUUGUUCAUUUUAUUUUUUUAUGUAAAAGGCUAUUUUGAGCCCUGUUUCUUCCACCAUCCAGACCCCUCUGAUUGUAUCUGCAAUCCCUGAGUAGGAAAGAAGCUAAGCUGACAAUGGGUCUUUAAAAGUGAGUCUGAGUCUUCUCUAUUUAUGACUAAGGGAUAAGCAAUUAAAUGAGAUGAGUGCCUCCCGGGAGGAUUGCACUGGGAGGUUUCUAACCUUGAAAAAGAAAUGGCUCUUUCUAUUUCAAAAUACCAAAGAGCGUGGAUAAACCCACAUUCCAGAGUAGGGAGUCCGCUAAUGAAGAAAAUGGAUGGACACUGGUCCCCUCUCAGAGACUAUGUAUAGAUUCCCAGGCUGGAGACACCCCUAGCCCUCUGUAUUGAUUCAAAGAUACUUAAGAAAUAAAAACUCUUAGUUAUUUUCUCUUCUUGCACUCAUCAGUCCUGAUCAUUCAUUAUUUAAUAAAUAUUUGGUGACUGGAUGAAUAAUUAAAUGCUAAUUACCCACUCAAUAUGCCAGGUACCACGCUACCUCCUGGGGACUAAACCAGGAGUGAAACAGCCCAGACCCCUGCCCUCAGGGGGCUCACAGUUAAUGUGAUUGCUCUUGCCGUGAGUAAAAAUCAGCCCAGCCACAUGGAAACAGAUUUAUCUUGCAAGGAAAAACACAAUUAUGAAACUUUAAAAAUAAACACACUGAAUCUGUGCAAACACAAUUGUUAAAAUAUCUAAGUUUUUUUUUUUUUAAUUAAGAGACUAUAAAGCAUAGGCUAGAAAUAGCAUCCCAGGUGUCCUUGGCCAAUAUUGCAGGUAGGUACAUCUCCUCAUCUUAAACCAAGAAAAGGCGAUACUGUUGGGAUUCCAUCUCACUGAGAAGGCCCAAUGAAUCCGUUUAUACCUUGGUUUGACAAUGAUACUUUUCUGCGCCCCACCACUCUACAAUCCUUCUUACAUCCUGGAGACUUACUCCUAACCUGUCAUGACCCCACACAUUGGUGGCCUGACUCCUCUGGGGACAUAUUCUAGCUCCGCUUUUUGAAGACUUACUAAAUGGAAAGCUAGCCUAGAAACACCAAGUAAAUACUGUCAAGGGGUAUGCAUUUAAACUUUAGAAAGUUUUUGCACUCAUUUUUAGCCAUAUAUGAAAUAUCAGUGACCCCAUACCAAAUUGUUACAGAGGAGUUUUGAAAAUUCUUGCCAUUGGUCAAUUUCAAUUUCAAAGCUUUUGGGUUUGUUUGCUUUUUAAGUUUUUAUGUGAUAGGGAAAAUAUGAUUCUGGUUGUUCAGGGUUUAUUAAUAAUUAUAGUUGUGUAAAAUUAUUUUAUUUUGUUUGAUUAUUUUAUUUUGUGUGUAUUGUGCACAGCUUUAGGGGGAAAUGCACUACUUGUGCUGUUCCUUAUACAUGGUACACAUUAUUGACACAGACAAAUAAAGUUUCUAAUGGUUUCUGACUUAAUCACUAGUGAUACAACAUAUUCUGUAUGGAAUGUUUUCUCUCUUCUCAUUGUCAUCUACUUCAUUUUUUGUUUUCAUGUUUUAAAGAAAUAAAAACCCAAAAGAUAUUAUUGUGCAAUUGGUAUCCUCAUCCAAAAGAAAGAAAAUAGCAUUCAGCUCUUGCAAAUGUCAACCCAUUGAUUAUUCAGUGUUUCCUUUUUAAUGUUCCAAGAGAGUCCAGUGUCAGAAUAUUACCUAUCUAAUAGUGUUGAGAUAAAUGUUGGGCAUUUUUCCAUUUUGUUAAUCGUUUUCUUACAUCAUAGUUCCACUUUAUCUACAUCUAUUCUGCAUCUAAGAAUAUGAACCCCAAAACAGUUACACAUCAUGUCACUUUUUAGCAUAUCUAUAUUAUAGCAUAAUAUAGAGUAUUACAUCAAAUCAAUCCCAAUACAAUUGAUCAUCAGUAAAAUUGUUGUCCUAGUUGUUUACUGUAUACAUGUAAAUGAUACUCUAUUCACCUGACCAUCUUUAAAACUCUUAG
This is a messenger RNA of Pteronotus mesoamericanus, 6629 nucleotides long. It is a transcript of the gene SLC8A1, whose product is annotated as solute carrier family 8 member A1. NCBI's taxonomy places the organism in Eukaryota, Metazoa, Chordata, Mammalia, Chiroptera, Mormoopidae. The transcript has 9 exons. The record is from RefSeq and is a predicted model, not a curated record. Bases 254 to 3082 code for a protein of 942 amino acids. Gene Ontology annotation, biological process: cell communication; calcium ion import across plasma membrane; sodium ion transmembrane transport. Gene Ontology annotation, cellular component: postsynapse; sarcolemma; axon. Gene Ontology annotation, molecular function: calcium:sodium antiporter activity.